This is a messenger RNA of Besnoitia besnoiti, 1977 nucleotides long. Its product is annotated as dolichol kinase. The transcript is spliced from 4 exons. Bases 1 to 1977 code for a protein of 658 amino acids. NCBI's taxonomy places the organism in Eukaryota, Apicomplexa, Conoidasida, Eucoccidiorida, Sarcocystidae. The record is from RefSeq and is a predicted model, not a curated record.
AUGUUACUUGCCGCUGUCUCGGGAAUCAUCCCGAAUGACAGGCUCGUUGCAUUCUACCGCUUAUUGUGGGGCGCGUGGCGGCUUGACAGUGUGCUUGUGGUGCUCGCGUUAGCAACGAACCCUUCCGUCCGCCAUGUCCUCUGCGCGCCACUCCUGCCUCUUGUUCUGUUGUGGAUUAGCAUAACGAUCGCGCGCUGGACAGACCGGGGGCGUGGAGUGUUUCCAACCUCGCAGCCGCCUUCGAAGUCAUGUAGUGAACAGGACUCUGGCUCUCGGCGCGAGGCAUCUCCGCAGGAGAUGCCGUCCGCCAGGAAUCAACACCAUGCGGUCACAUUCCGGCAAGAGGAGAGUGUGACGGGUUAUUGGACCGAUGUGACAAGCAGAAGUACCGCCCAUGCUGGUGGACGGGCUCCAUGUGAGUCGCCCGGGGGCUGUCGGGGUUUGUCCCCCUUAACACACAACGCGAGAGCGUCGCUUGUCUCGCGCGUCGCCGAAUUUGGAAGACAGAGAGUCGGUUUGUACGCCUCACCAGGGGGUGGCAGGGCUGAUUCUGCUUCUUGGGGGAUUCCAGCGCCCUCUUCUGUUCACGGUGAAGGUGUCUCUGCGGCAGGCCACUGUAAGGGUCAUCAUGACGCCCAUGACGUUCAGAGCAGCGGCUCGGGUUUGAGUGCGGCGGGAGGCACAGAGCUGUCGGAUUUUCCUCAGCGCCACCCCGCUGGUUCCACCCCAUUGCAGCAAAAUAGUCGUCGAGCGCGUAGUAGCUCGCGCACCUUGGCCCUGCUUCUGUUCCCCGGUUUUGUUUGUAGCUGCUUUGUCGAAUUUCAAGCAAGGCAUGCAAAUUCGUCUCCGGACGGCGACCAUGAAGGCUUUUCGCUCUGUUCCAUUCCUUUCGUCCUCGUCCCUGGCUUACUUGGAGGGUCACUUCUUGGUUGCUUCCUGUGGACGCAUGAGCUUGCGGCCCGUCGUAUCGCAGCGCUCGUGGCUUUGUACGCAUCGGCCUGGUCGUGCUGGAUUCAUGUUCAAGUGCGGGGGACCGCCACAACACUGACACUCAGCUGUUUUUUCACUGCAGUUGCUGUCUCAGUUUUUAUCUAUGGGCAGCUUCUCGUGCUGCACACGUGUUCUCUCAAUGGCAACCACUGCUUCACUCUAGUCGAAAGCAUGGUCAUUAGUCAGCUGAUCAGUACAGUCAUGUUCCUGUCUGCGUCAGACCUUCUGGGUCGACCGUCGAGCACAGCGGCGUCAGAAGCCGGUGUGUCGCCGCAGCAAGUCCCUCCUUGGCUGGCUGUCGUGUUUCGCCUGUUUCUCAUUCUGAUUGCUGGUCUGGCAUGCGUUGCCUCUGCCCGUGCCCGUGGGAACGAACACACUAAUGCCAGAAAGGGGGAGGGAAUUCUAUUGAUGCUGGGUUUCGGAGCUGCUGUUGUGAUCUACCUGAUCGCAGGCAGUAGCCCGGACGCAAACGGAAGCCAUCACACCCCAGAAAGAAAGGGCGAGUUGCGAAGCCCUCUCUGGUGGCUUCUUGUGUAUGUAUUCGGUGACAGCGUCAACACUGCCCUGUUCGUAUUUUGGCUCGUCUCGUCCGUCCUUGGUGUCGCUUCUAUAUCUGCGUUUUGGUCCGGCAUUUUUUUAGUCGGCAUCGGCGACGGUCUAGCAGCGGUUGUAGGAGCUAUGUUUGGAAAACGGCGUUUGCCAUUUAACAGCGAGAAAACCAUCAUCGGACUUUUUGCCUUCAUCGCAGGCGCCCUGCCUGUCGCUUUCCUAGAACCCGUGGGUUUACUUGUUUCGCCGCAAUAUCCGCAGCUCUCAAAUGCGUCUACGCACGCAGCAAUCUGCGCAGUUGGGCUCGGGGCAGUGUUCGAGGCAUAUACUUCAGACAUUGAUAACCUAACUCUUCCGCUCUUUGGCGUCAUCGUGUACGACAACGUUUUUGCUGGGCACCGAGGCCACGAGGGCAAUAAGCUAAUUCCUGCCACCUAG